Exophiala spinifera is the source of this 420-nucleotide messenger RNA. RefSeq lists its product as uncharacterized. Lineage: Eukaryota; Fungi; Ascomycota; Eurotiomycetes; Chaetothyriales; Herpotrichiellaceae. The record is from RefSeq and is a predicted model, not a curated record. The coding region runs from base 1 to 420 and encodes 139 amino acids. The transcript has a single exon.
AUGCCCUGGACGCCGAGCUCGACGCACUUUUCGGCGUCGGCGACGGUCUGGGACCCCCUUGAGGAUGACGGCGCCCGUCAAAGUGCCGCUGGCGAGCUCGCCGUCCGGGCUGAAGAUCUUCUGCACGCCCACCGGCGCCACGGCGAUGGGGAACGGCAGCUUGCGGCCCACGACCUCGGUCGACAGGUCCGGAAACGCACUCGUCGCGACCAGCCGACUGGGCACGGUGCUCCAUUUCUCGAACGCCGUGCGAUUCUUGCGUGCCGUCUCGCCGGUGCCCGCGUUGCCCAUGAGGUACCCUUUGCUGUCGGCCGACAGACGUUCCGCGGCCAGCGAUUCCCAGUCCAGCAACUUGAACGUGAAGGGCGGUCUUUGGUACUUGAGGCCCUUCUGGUACACGGGUCACCUGGUAGCCCGUAG